This is a messenger RNA of Oldenlandia corymbosa var. corymbosa, 324 nucleotides long. The record is from the annotation of a GenBank genome assembly. Lineage: Eukaryota; Viridiplantae; Streptophyta; Magnoliopsida; Gentianales; Rubiaceae.
AUGCCGUAUUCUCCUGCUACCCUAGCAGACAUUGAUCCAUCUUGCUCUGCCGGCUCCGCCAUAUGGAUGUCCCAGACUUGGCAGCUUUAUUUUGGUAUCCAAGAGCCACACAUCCCAGGCAGGGUGUUGCGCCAGUUCGGCUUCUUGCAGCGGGUGCCUGACAACACUUUCAUGGAGAAAAAAGAAAUAGAAAAGUUGCAUAAGGAGACGCGUGGUAAGAAACGUCGAGAUGACGUCUUACAGAGGUGGGAGACUCGACACAACACCCUUGUAGGUCUUCAGACGGAUAUGACUCUUGAACCCAUGCAGAACCGGAAUAUGUAG